AUGGCCGCCCAGCAAGAGCCAGAGCAGGAGCACGCAGACAGCUACCCACACUCACAGCACCUAGAAGCACUGGACCGACUUUGCUCAAAGUUUUACAUGAUGCUAUGCAACAGAGGGGUGCUGUACCUUCAAGCGGCUAAGAUGGUCUCCUCAUGGAUCCGUCCUGACACCCGCCGAUGCCACUACGGAGCUCCACUGCGGGCCUUCGGAGGGGACAAGCAGACCAAAACGCAAUGGCGGCGGACGAAAGUUCGGAGCACAUUGGGUGCAGGCCACCACUCACACACAAACAGUGAUAACUGCCAGAAAUGUCCUGACAAUGAAUAUCCGGAUGAAAAUAAAACAAAUUGCAUUCCCAAAACGUAUGACUUUCUGUCAUAUGAAAAUGAUAUUAUGACUUUAGUUUUCUCUUUAAUCUCUCUUUUUUUUUCACUCAUAAUUGUCUUUAUUUUGGGAACAUUUAUUAUAUUCUGGGAGACUCCCAUUGUCAGAGCAAAUAACCGGAAUCUCAGCUUCAUCCUCCUGGUCUCUCUCAUGCUGAGCUUCCUCUGUGUGUUUCUGUUCCUCGGUCGUCCUGUGGAUAUAACCUGCAAGCUGCGUCAAACCUCUUUUGGGAUCAUCUUUUCAGCAUCUGUAUCUUCUGUACUGGGCAAAACUAUCAUGGUUUAUAUGGCUUUCAAAGCUACUAAACCAGGCAGCAUGUGGGUUGGGGUCAAAGUGUCUAAUACCAUAGUUCUGAUAUGCACAUCUAUCCAGAUCCUAAUUAAUGUUCUUUGGUUGUGCAUUUCCCCUCCUUUUCAAGAACUGGACAUGCACUAUUACCCUGGAAGGAUCAUCAUUCAGUGUAAUGAAGGCUCAGUUAUUGCGUUCUACUCUGUUCUGGGUUAUAUGGGGGUUCUGGCAGCUGUUAGUUUUAUUAUUGCUUAUUUAGCCAGGACAUUACCGGACAGUUUUAAUGAGGCCAAGUAUAUCACCUUCAGCAUGCUGCUGUUCUGUAGUGUGUGGAUUGCAAUGAUCCCGGCCUAUCUGAGCACCAAAGGGAAAGACAUGGUGUCUGUAGAGAUCUUUGCCAUAUUCACUUCUAGUGCUGGCUUGUUAGGCUGUAUAUUUUUUCCUAAAAUUUACAUAAUGCUUAUAAAACCUGAAAUGAAUACCAAAAGACAUCUUCUGGACAAAAUUAAGUCAUAA
Messenger RNA from Pelobates fuscus (common spadefoot toad), 1188 nucleotides. RefSeq names its product vomeronasal type-2 receptor 26-like. The coding region runs from base 1 to 1188 and encodes 395 amino acids. Gene Ontology annotation, biological process: G protein-coupled receptor signaling pathway. Gene Ontology annotation, molecular function: G protein-coupled receptor activity. Lineage: Eukaryota; Metazoa; Chordata; Amphibia; Anura; Pelobatidae. Gene Ontology annotation, cellular component: plasma membrane. The record is from RefSeq and is a predicted model, not a curated record. The transcript has 2 exons.